Molecule: messenger RNA, 3820 nt
Organism: Gasterosteus aculeatus aculeatus (three-spined stickleback)
Lineage: Eukaryota; Metazoa; Chordata; Actinopteri; Perciformes; Gasterosteidae
Gene: shisal1b
Product: shisa like 1b
Source: RefSeq, a predicted model, not a curated record
CUCCCUCUGUCUCUCUCUCAGUCGCUGUGCUCUGACGGAUGGAGAUACACUGCCAGCGAGGACUUGGGGGUGAGAAGAGAAGUGUUUUUCUUUCUCCUCCGCCCGGCUUCCCUCACGAGCUGUUAAUCCCUGCCUUGGUCCUGAGGAUGAGGAGGUUCUAUUUGUGAGGAAGGCGCGACAAAGGAAGAGCAAACAAGGAGCAACAGGGUGCUGAAUUCUGCGAGCGCGAGUGAGCGAGAAGAUCUUCUGAUUCCUCUCCGAGCUGGAAAAGGAGUCCUGACGGCGGGCAGCAGCCAUGUGAGAGGAGCUGUCCACAAGUAGAGGAUGCUCACGCCCAGCUAAAGCAGAGCCACCCCCCUCCCUCCUUUCCUCCCUACCUCCCUACCUCCCACAUGAGGACGAGAAGAUGACUGUCACCAGCAGACAGUCCUUCAAUGUCCUGACGGUCAUCUUCCUCCUGCUGUCCACUGCAGCCCUCUCCGCUCAUUACCGAGUGUGUGAACCCUACUCGGACCACAAAGGGGGUUAUCACUUCGGCUUUCACUGCCCUCGCCUCUCAGACAACAAGACCUACAUGUUCUGCUGCCACCACAACAACACCGCCUUCAAAUACUGCUGCAACGAAACAGAGUUCCAGAUGCUCAUGCAGAUCAACCUCACGACCACUUCAGACGGUUAUGCACACAAUAAUUACACAGCCCUCGUCGGCGUGUGGAUCUACGGCUUCUUCGUCCUGGUGCUGCUGGCGCUGGACUUUCUCUACUACUCGGCCAUAAACUACGAGCUGUGCCGGGUCUACCUGGAGAAAUGGGGUCUGGGGGGGCGCUGGCUGAAGAAGGCUCGCAGUCAGUGGCACAGGUCCAUGCCAGAGGAGAGCGAAGCCCAGGCCGCGGCCCCCAGCCACUACCAGCCCAGACACAGCCUCCGAGGGGAGAGCCACAGCCCCACGCUCCUGCCCUACAACACGUCCACCGCGUGAAUGAUUCUGCAAGUGGACAAAGUGGAGAGUAGCAACACCUGGUUCCCUUACGCGGUUCAGAGGCGAGGCCCCGCGGACGCCCCCUCUCUGGACCACCAGCGGUGGGCCAGCCACACCGUAGAAGUUAGAAGAGACUACUGCCCUUUCCAAAUGAGCACAGAACAGCCACGGACCGACAGCAGCAGGCCGGCGUGGCAUUUAGAAACCCCGCUGAGCAACGGCUGCCAGGAGGCACGCAGGACGGUUCUGCUGCAGAGGAGCGACACGCUCCGAAGCCAACAGGUGUUCAGUGACCCUCUGAAGAGACGGCCAAGGCCCCGGGUGUCCCAAAAAGAUCCCAGACGAACUGGAUGAACUGCACCCGCCGGUGUGGAGGCUUUAAGAAGCUCAUCUUUCUAGAUAUAAGACGUUUAUUACACUGCUGUUUCAGUUUGUGUUCAGUAGCAGUUAGGCACAGUUGUGGGUUAUCUAUUUGGUGGUUUAUUUAUGUGCAUUAGUCAGAGAAAUAUACGAGUGGUUAACAUUCAGAACAUGUACCAGCUUAGGUUGAUGCUGAGCAUCUCACUUAGAGUAGUAGGAUGUAGAACGCUUUUGUUACUCACUGAUCCGAGACACAAAAUGUCUCUGCAGCCAUGUUGAGAAAACAAUAUCUUGUAUGAAAUGUUGUAGAUCUCCUCUGAAAACAAGUGAUUUCUCUAUAUUGUAAAGUGUCUGACAAGGACACAACGCCAUGCAGAUAAACUGCUGUAGAUGAAAAGGCUUCACAUUAGUUCAUCCACAUUUCCCUUCGAAGUCAUUCACUCUAAACAAUACGCGACAAAGCCACAAAACGGCCGCGCAUUGUGGCUAGUCUGUAGCUUCGUUCCACCUGCUCACCUGCUGCGAAAAGCAAACUGAAGCCGGUUCGCUCGUAAUGUGAACACAUGAUGAUGAGGAUCAGGGACGAAGAGCGCUGUGCCACGUUAAACACAACGUCAAUCCGUGGCGUCCGGCCUACAAGCCCAUCGGAGGUAAUUACUUGUGAAGUUAGUGUGAGACAGUCGUGUCUGUAACACUCAUUGACUUGUUCGCCCUUCCUCAUUACCGGACCUGUCUGAAAAACAGCUCCAUUAGCAACAUGGUGACAAUGAAUCCAUCCAUCCAUAUGGUUCCUUUAUAAGGAGCACACUACAUCCUGUAUUGGGAACACACAAUUGUGAUUAGCCGUAAUGGAAAGUGAAAAAACAACAACAACAAAAACCCAUUACAACCCCUUUCACUGUCAGCAAUAAUGUACUGUAUAGAUGGAUGACAUCAUAUGUAAAAGUUGGGUCAUCACUGAGGGGGGGUCGCAGCGCUUUCAGUUGAUUUUACAUUUAGUAAGGUGAAGUUACCAAAAGGGAGAUUCUGAAUAAUUCUCUCAUAAUGAAAAAGGUCACGAUGUAUUUGUCAGCGUUGUGAGGAGGAAAGUGAAAACAAUUCACUUUUUAAAGAAAAAGAUUUAUUUUAGAGCUGCAACUAAUGAUGUCUUUCUCUAACGAUUGAUGGGACAAUUAUUUUCUCAAUAAGUUAAUGACUCAUUUGGUCCAUAAAAUGUCAGAACAGUGAAACAUACAUGGCGUGAUUUUUGACAGCCAGAGAACAGAUAUUCACAAAAUUCAACACAGUCCAAGGAUAUUCGGCUAUAUGAUCAUAUAUGAUAACAUGUAACAGAACUAUUAAAAUCUUCACAUUUGUGAAAUCAGUGUAAACUUGUAAAUAAAUGAUGGAUCAAUUAUUUAAUUGCAGUCAUCCAGGGGUGCAACUAAAGAUUAAUUUCCUUAUUGAUUAAUAAGCCAAUCUCUUUCUCAAUUAAUAGUUACAUUUAAUGACUACAUUGUUAAUAAAUGAGGUUUUCCCCUAUCCAGAGCGAGAGGUGCCCUUAAUCGCUUUCUCUUUCAUUAAGUGUGGAUUCUCUGAACAAAACUGGUAGCUGGUCGAGCGCUGGGCUCCUUCCUCAGUUAUCGGCAAUAAUAUUCACAUUUGCUGAGUUGUUAGAUCAAGUUCAUUCCCGUUUCCGUGGCUAAAGCUUAAUUGCGUUUGCGGGCCUGUGCUUUCAGGGGCAGAAGAAUAGGAUGUGUCCAAUUGAAAUAAUUGGCCCAGGGAUCUGCAGUGGUUCUAAAUUACACUCUCCUGCUCUCUUUCCGUAGCUGCCUCCGUAAUCCAAGUGUGGGAUCAAAAGCAGCAACCAGAGGAGAGUUUUGACUCGUGCAGUAGCACAAAGGGGAUUUAAUUAGUCCCUAAUGCUGAAUAAGUGGGAAAAAAACGAUGAUGUGUUUGAGGUGAUGUCCUUUUUUCGGGUUUGUGCUGUGUGACCUGUAAUAAAGUAAAGAAGGUAUGUUCUCAUUAACAAUAAAGUAGAAAAGUAGCAGCGUCAAAGUUGGAACAUUUCCGCCGUUUCUUAAAAUGUUCCAAGUUGGUUUUGUGAUGUUUCCUGUUUUGUUUGAGGACAGUCGUGACUCUGGCCUGAUGUGUGAUGUGGUACUGUAAAUCGUAUCAGCUCAACCCUCUACCCAAAUUAAAAUGAUUAACAAAAAAACAAAAGGGAUGGGAGGAAAACAGCACACAUCUGUUUCAGUCUGUCCGGUUGUCAUGGUAACAGUUGCCUUACAGUUUACCCACCUGUACACAGAAGCUUUGUAGUGGUUGAUACCUCACGUUUUGGGUGUGGUGGUGAUGAUGAUGUACACUACGUUCUGUCUAUGUAUUUACUACUAGAUAGAAUGAUCAGUACCGUUUUCAGUUGGAUUGUUAUUGCACUUGUUGACUUUGUAUUGUCACAACAGGGAGAAAUAAAGUUGUAUCUUUUCCAGUGUGUUUAAA